Molecule: messenger RNA, 240 nt
Organism: Clunio marinus
Lineage: Eukaryota; Metazoa; Arthropoda; Insecta; Diptera; Chironomidae
Source: the annotation of a GenBank genome assembly
AUGACAUGUACACAGAUCAAUUUGCGGUUUUUGUGGGAAAGCAAACAUCAUUAUGAGAUGCUGAUGAGGGAUAUUAAAAAAGAUUGUGGAAUCCACAGGCCAAAGCCGCAAUCGAGAGUAAAAAAUCCGGUUUACGAGUAUCGGAACAGUGGGGCUCGAAUGUGUGUUUUUAGGUUUUGUUUCAGAUCAGUUGAUAGUUUUUUUCGGUCACUUCUGACAUUUGAGCUGACUGAAUAUUAA